Messenger RNA from Salarias fasciatus (jewelled blenny), 1438 nucleotides. RefSeq names its product membrane-associated ring finger (C3HC4) 5 (gene marchf5). NCBI's taxonomy places the organism in Eukaryota, Metazoa, Chordata, Actinopteri, Blenniiformes, Blenniidae. The record is from RefSeq and is a predicted model, not a curated record. Gene Ontology annotation, molecular function: zinc ion binding. The transcript has 6 exons. Bases 358 to 1203 code for a protein of 281 amino acids.
UGCUGCGUUCCCUCAGAGACGGCCUGUCAAUGGAGUCAAACGGUCACGUAAAAUGAGGCCGUAGCACGUCUAAAGAGGAUUUUUACUCAAAGUAGCGCCUCUCCAACAGAUAAGUGUUACCAGAGUUGCGACAACCUCAACGAGAUGAUUUUCAGCUGAAGAGCUAGCUCGAUAGCUGCCGUAUCAACACAAAGGCCUAUGUAGCUAGUUAGCGCCAGUGCCUUAGCUAACUGGCUAGUCGUCCCGCAGCUGCAGUGGAUUGACAGGCGUCGCUUUUUUAAUGUUUUAUCCGUAACGCUGCAAUUUUUUUUUCUCCCAAGAAGACCACGUUUGAGUGUUUUUGUCUUCUUCGCGAUAAUGGCGGAAGAGAAUGCCGUGGCCAUGCAGCAAAAUUUGGACAGGAGCUGCUGGGUGUGCUUCGCCACAGACGAGGACGAUCGCACGGCAGAGUGGGUGCGCCCGUGUCGCUGCCGCGGCUCCACAAAGUGGGUUCACCAGUCGUGCCUGCAGCGCUGGGUCGACGAGAAGCAGCGGGGUAACAGCACGGCGCGCGUGGCUUGCCCACAAUGCAACGCAGAGUACCUAAUCGUCUUUCCCAAACUCGGUCCCGUGGUGUACGUCUUGGAUCUGGCAGACCGGCUCAUCUCCAAGGCCGGACCCUUCGCCGCCGCCGGCAUCAUGGUGGGCUCCAUCUACUGGACGGCCGUCACGUACGGAGCCGUGACCGUCAUGCAGGUGGUGGGCCAUAAGGAGGGCCUGGACGUGAUGGAGCGGGCCGACCCCCUCUUCCUGCUCAUCGGACUUCCCACCAUCCCCGUCAUGCUGAUCCUCGGCAAGAUGAUCCGCUGGGAGGACUACGUCCUGCGGCUGUGGAGGAAAUACUCCAACAAGCUGCAGAUCCUCAACAGCAUCUUCCCAGGGAUUGGCUGCCCCGUCCCGCGGAUCCCGGCGGAGGCCAGCCCCCUGGCGGACCACGUGUCGGCCACGCGCAUCCUCUGCGGCGCGCUGGUGUUUCCCACCAUCGCCACCAUCGUGGGGAAGCUCAUGUUCAGCAGCGUCAACUCCAACCUGCAGAGGACCAUCCUGGGAGGAAUCGCCUUCGUGGCCAUCAAAGGAGCGUUCAAGGUGUACUUCAAGCAGCAGCAGUACCUGAGACAAGCCCACCGCAGGAUCCUCAACUUCCCCGAGCCGGAGGACGCCUGAGAACGCUGGCUGGGACACACGGACUGAAGACCCCCCCCCCCACCCCGCCCGAGCGGAGGGGGCGGGGCCCGCUGGGACACGUCUCAGAAUCAGCAUCACACCCACGCCAAUGAAACUUUUAGUUUGACGAGUCCAGCACACUAACACACACACACACCCUCCCCCCCCCUCCCCCCCAGCGGGAGCAGUGUGACGUCAACAAUCAUCAGUAAUACUAACCUCAGUGUAUUUGACA